ACAGGAUGGGUGGUUGGCGUUGUUUCUCAAGUUAUUUUAACAAUAGGUCAAAGAGGAAAGUGGACACAGAGGAAACAGCACAAUCACAUACAGACCUGCAGCAGAGAAGUCUCACAACCCGUCCAUCUGCCGACAGGGAAUAGACACAGAAUGUCUCUACUGGAAUUAAUCCUUAUUUUCGUGCUUCAGUUUGAAGCAGGCAUCCUUGGAGAAACCACUCUCUAUAAAAGACCUGGACAUGAUGUCAUUGUGCCCUGUGCCCUUACAUCAUCCUCUGACACAACAUGCUCCAGUGUUAUAUGGUUUUACAGAAGAGUAUUAUCUCAGACUUUCAAUGAGGUUGUGAAUGGAAAAGUUGAGCAGACCUCAGCCCGAGCUGCCAGGCUGAGUCUGGACGCCAGAUGCUCUCUGGUCAUUAACAACAUCACUGCUGAGGAUGCUGGUCGCUACACCUGCUGGCAGGGGAGGACCCCUAAUAAUGAUAUACAUGUACAGCUCAAUGUUCUGACAAUCUCUCCAUCUCCACCAGAUGCUGAUCCAAAGAGGGACGGUAACAUCACAUUAGAGUGCUCUCUGUUGAGAUACAGCGACCUCCCUCCAUGUCAACAGAACAGCAUCCGCUGGGUAGAUGAGACAGGAACUGUGUUGCUUGGUGAAGGUGUCGGAUACAAGCUCCUCAGACAGAAGAACUGUGUUUCUGUUUUGACUGUGAAGCGUCAGAGUGGCCACAACAGGAGAUACACCUGCCAGGUUGUUGAUAAGAAGAACAAUGUAGAGAUAGAGGCUGACUACACACCUUUCUUCACAGGUUCAAAAGUUUCCACAGGUUGGUCUCCUCUGAGCUACGUCAUGUUGACUCUACGGAUUGCAGUACUCAUCCUAAUGAUUGUAAUCACAGUUCUUUUCUUCAGAUACAGAGGGAACACAAAACCACUUGAUAAUGAGAACAAUGUGAAUAGUGAUGCAGAAGUCCAGUAUGAAAAUGUAAAAGCACAUCCUGCUGCUACUAGACUGCAGUGAUCGACAACUUCCACACCAACUUCAUCUCACCACAAAGUCAAAUAUCAUCACAGUCAUUUUACAUGAUGAAAGCUUAGAGUUAAAUUGUUUUAUGUUUAUGAUGCAUUGUUUUUUCUUUUUAUGACUAAAUCAUUUCUGUCAAACUGUUUCCAUGCCGUUCCAUGAGUUGUUGACGGCAUGUUGUUGUGUAGUUUCAGAUCGUAAAAUAUUUAUAAUUUAAUCAGUGUUUCCAGAUUAAUAAAGGAAAUAAAUUACAGCUGUAAUGACA
Messenger RNA from Micropterus salmoides (largemouth bass), 1288 nucleotides. RefSeq lists its product as uncharacterized. Gene Ontology annotation, molecular function: protein tyrosine kinase binding; MHC class II protein binding. Gene Ontology annotation, biological process: T cell activation; positive regulation of ERK1 and ERK2 cascade; interleukin-15-mediated signaling pathway. Bases 151 to 1020 code for a protein of 289 amino acids. The record is from RefSeq and is a predicted model, not a curated record. NCBI's taxonomy places the organism in Eukaryota, Metazoa, Chordata, Actinopteri, Centrarchiformes, Centrarchidae. The transcript has 6 exons. Gene Ontology annotation, cellular component: membrane raft; external side of plasma membrane.